Messenger RNA from Leptopilina heterotoma, 3942 nucleotides. It is a transcript of the gene Gycalpha99B, whose product is annotated as head-specific guanylate cyclase. Gene Ontology annotation, biological process: response to oxygen levels; cGMP biosynthetic process. The coding region runs from base 1116 to 3239 and encodes 707 amino acids. Lineage: Eukaryota; Metazoa; Arthropoda; Insecta; Hymenoptera; Figitidae. The transcript is spliced from 11 exons. Gene Ontology annotation, molecular function: guanylate cyclase activity; heme binding. Gene Ontology annotation, cellular component: guanylate cyclase complex, soluble. The record is from RefSeq and is a predicted model, not a curated record.
ACCUCUCCAAGUGAAAAUUCUCUUAAAUUUGAAAACCAAAACAAUAAUAAUAAUUAAGAGGGUGUGUUAAAAACUCUUGGCAUACAUAUUUUUAAAUAUCUAAAAAUACCUUCUGGGUAAAAGCAUUAAAAUGUCAUGACAAGCCGCUCGCUGACUGAGAAGCAGAACAAGCAGAAUGUAGGUAAGAAACACUACGUUGACCUGAAAAAUUAGAGGGAAAGAAGGGUCGCGCGCGAGGCCAAGUAAGCGAGAGUUGUGUUCGGGUGUCUUGAGUAAGUACAUAGUGAAGAGCACAAUUCGAGACAAGAAACGAUGAGAUGAGGGUAGAGAAAGUUGGAAAAGCACGUUGCAGCCAUAAGAAGAAGAUAGCAAUACAAGAGUGAAGCAAAUAAAAUGAACUUUUGCGCUUGCGUUUGCACCACCCAAACCCUUCUUUUCCCUUUCUACAUUCAACCCCUCAACUCUCGCAAUCAUAUCGGUUCUUCUCCAACUAUUUUCCUAUUGCUGUCCCUCAAUCUUUCACUCUGUCGCUCUCACUAAAUUCUCCUCGCGCAUCCGUUCAAUUCACCCUCCCACAUCACAUGGCGCUGCUGCUGGUUACUCGGCUCAAUUUCCAACUUUCAGUAUGGCGCUACGCGCUCCAAGACGGUAUCGCACACCACCCCCAUAUUAUUAUUAUUAUUAUUCUCUAAAAUAAUCAGUCCAUCAUUACAUCAUUUAGGCAUUAAUCUCACUUAUUGCUAUUCACUGUGAAUGUGCGCGAGAAGAAACUACAAUAAUGAAUUUCAAAAAGAAUGUGGGUGCAAGUGUGAGUUCAAGUGUUCUAAAGCCCCUUCUCAUAGCUUCCUGGAUAUAUAGUUGAUGAUCAGUGACAGAAUUUCAUUUCCUUCACGAGAUAUGUAUACAUAUACAUACAUCUGGAACAAUCCUUAAAUAAUAAUAAUAAUAAUAAUAUAUAGACAGCUAUUUGUUUAUGUAGAGUUUUGGAAAGAUAAUGGUAUUAUUAACUAAUAAAAAGGACUCGCUAUAACACCUUAAUAGGUGUUAAAACACCACAAUAGGAAAAGUCACCUUAUAUUAAUUGAAUUAAUGCAUAACUAAAAACAAGAAUCGAAAUGGCUUGUCCUUUUUCACAAUCGUUUGCAAUAACUAGUUGUAAAGAAAAUGAAGAAGAAGAAGAAGAAGAAGAAGGAAAAGACGUUACAGACGAUCAUCCGAGAUAUAAUCGAGGAAGACGAGAUGAUAAGCUCAAGCCGUUUAGACAAUCUUCAGUGCAAAUUACCUCGUCCUUGCUUGGUGAGGAAAUUGACGAAGAAGAGGAUACCCAGACGCUCAACCUUAAACAUUUGCGUGCCGCUGUACUUAUGCUAACAAAUCCAUCGAAUGAAGUCAUUGCUGUCGCUCUAGAGGCUUUCUUAAGCAAAAAUCAAGUUCCAUUCACAAUUUCUACAUCAUUAGAAAAACUCCUUUGCAAUAUUGAAAUUGAAGAGAAUUACAACCUAUUGGAAGACAUUUAUGAGACUCUCAAUGAUAAAUGCGAUAUUGACGCAAACGAUUUUCUAGAUCACCUUGGGCAAAAUGUAAUUGCAACUGCGUGUGUAGGCUUAUUAGAACGAGCCUUCCGAUGUUUAGGUAAUGAUUUAAUGGCUUUUCUAACAACCUUAGAUGGUGUUAACGAUGUUGUACAACAUCAGUCGGGCUCUGACAACGAAGCUGAAUUCGUGUGUAUAGCAACCCCAGGUGCAUUGGAGCUUCAUUUUACUACUGAUCACCCGUCCAUUGCAUACCUUUUAGUCGGAAGUCUUAAAGGCAUUGCCAGACAGUUUUAUAACGACAAAACAGACGUGUACAUAUUGCCAGAUCCCUAUAACAUCAAAUUUUUUAGGUAUCGCAUAACUCCAGAGCGCUACGCUGAACAUUUAGUUAUUGACGAUGACUUGGACGUUGCGUCACCACAUUUCUGCCAACUUUCAAAUGAGGCAAAAGACCUUAGAAUAGGGGUAGCUAGUUUUUGCAAAGCUUUUCCGUGGCAUUUCGUAGUGGAUAGACAACUGGAACUUGUUCAACUAGGUGUUGGAUUUAUGCGAAUUUUCGGACACCAUUUAAAUAGUAUUGGCAGAGAUAUCUCAACAUAUUUCGUAUUUACGAGACCAAAAGGUGUGACACUCACUUUUCAUGAAAUUCUCAAAAGAGCCAAUACUCCAUUCGUCCUUGCACUUCAAAAACCUAAAAGUGCGGAUAAAUUUCAAACAGAGGGAUUGGAAUUUAAAGGCCAAAUGGUUCACUGUCCGGAGUCUGAAUCUAUUCUUUUUGUUGGAUCACCCUUUCUUAAUGCAUUAGAAGGAUUAACCGGUAGAGGAUUGUUCAUCUCAGAUAUUCCUCUUCAUGAUGCUACAAGAGAUGUAAUAUUAGUUGGAGAACAAGCUAGGGCACAGGAUGGUUUACGGCGACGUAUGGAUAAAUUAAAGAGUUCUAUUGAAGAAGCAAAUUGUGCAGUAGACACGGAGAGAGAAAAAAACGUUAGUCUUCUUCAUCUUAUAUUUCCUCCAGAUAUAGCUAAAAGACUUUGGUUAGGAGAAACAAUUGAAGCCAAAACUUAUGCCGAUGUCACCAUGCUUUUUAGUGACAUUGUAGGAUUUACAGCAAUUUGUUCAACUGCAACUCCAAUGAUGGUUAUUAAUAUGUUACAAAAUCUUUACGAACAAUUUGAUAUUUACUGUGGACAACUUGAUGUUUAUAAGGUUGAAACAAUCGGUGAUGCCUAUUGUGUAGCUUGCGGGCUUCAUCGAAAUACAAAUACACAUGCCCAACAAAUUGCUUGGAUGGCACUGAAAAUGAUUGAAACAUGCUCACAACAUCAUACUCAUGACGGUAAACCAAUAAAGAUGCGAAUUGGUGUCCAUACAGGAAUGGUAUUAGCGGGAGUAGUUGGAAAAAAAAUGCCUAGGUAUUGUCUAUUUGGACAUAAUGUAACUCUUGCAAAUAAAUUUGAAUCCACCAGUGAACCACUUAGAAUUAACAUCAGUCCAACAACGUAUCAAUUUCUUAUGCAAAAGCCAGGAUUUAUACUGGAAGCGAGAACAAAAGACAAUCUACCAAAAGAGAUGCCUCCAGACAUUACAGAUACAUGUUAUUUUUUAAAUAACUACAAGCAUACAAAUAUAGAUGCAAGCGAAGCACUGGAAAUUCACAUUCAAGCUGCUAUCAAGGAGCUUGAUAUAGUAAGCAGCAAUAUGUAAAUAAAAAAAAAAAAUUAUUUGCAAUUUGUCAAAUUAGAGUCAAAAGUCCGAAACGAACCCGUGUAUGUACAUGCGUAUACUAAAGAACAACGUAUAUUAACGCUGUUAUUUUAUAUCUCGUAUCCUUCAAUAUUGCUAAGAAUAAUAAAAAUGUUUGCAAUUUAAUAUGUAUAUGAAACAACUAAAAUAAUUUAACUGCGCUGACAUGUAUGUUUCGUAAUCAAUUCUAUAGGUAUUUAUCACGUACAGACUAUAUGCAUUCUAUAUAAUACAUUAGAGUUGUUCAACAACAAAAUUUUUCGAACCCACGUAUACUAUAAAAAUCAGAAAUAUGAUUCUCUUUUCAGCAUGCAAAAUAAGGAUAACAUAUAAAAAUAACGAACAACUAUCUCAUGAAAUAAUGGACUUGGAAGAGAGAUGAUAUUGUAAUAGAUGUAAACUUUCAUCAAAUUGAUCAAUUUUUUUCCAGUAAGAUAACUGCGCGAUACAAUGUGAUUUGCUUUUAAAUUUAUUAGUUGUAAAAAUUUCAAUCUUUUAAUGGUAUUCUUUUACAAUUUCAAGCCUUUCUAGAAUAUCGUAAAAAUAUACAUGGGUCUGAAUUUAAUUUUUACGGCCCAGGUCAAAUUUUCUCUAAACUUUGCCAAAAUGUUAUUACUAUAAUAAUUAGUAAAAGUGUAAAUAGGUAUGCAAUAUUAUUAAAUUU